AAUCGUUUGUUGUGAAACUGAUCGGUUUAGUUCCGAAGGCGUUCGCAAAAUCGCAUUUAAUUUUACUAAAAAUUCAUUAUUCAGUUCAAUUUCUGGUGAAAAAUAAUUUUUAAACAGUUUGAAAUUCGAGCAAUAGCUGAACCAUGCUCGGUGUGGCCAAAUUAUGUCCUAUCUUUUGAGUUCCAAAGGCAGACAACAACAGCAGCCUUCGAAGAAAACCAUUUUCUCGACGCAACAGCCAUCACAAAAGGAAGGAUCGCUUGCGGCGGACGUAUCGUCGAACCAGGUCGCCAGUCUUCCGCCAAACGUGAACGGUCGCCGGCGUGGGACGUUGGAGCUUCAGUUGGGUAGCGUUUGCUGGAAAGGAACCAAGAGUUAUCCGGCCGUCGAGCUUCGAUUGUUGUGGUGGGGGCAAAGGCAGCAGGAACGAGGAAGCUUCGGAAGCCAUUGUCAGGAGCAAAUUUUGCGGUGGGAACAGGGGAAGCCAGCUGGUGGUGCCGCGGAUAGAGUUGCCUAUCGGGUGCUGACCAGUGACGAUCUUUUUCGGAAAUAUCUACGGGCUGCGGAACCGAUUCAGAUCCACUUGCUCUCUAGCCGGACGCAAACCCUAAUCGGUACGGCACAGAUUCCGGUCCCGGGAAAGAUUAUCAAUUUCAAAUCCGGCCCCCAGCAACCGUUGUUGGAAGCGUCCGGUCGCGGGGAGAUUUUCAGCAGCAGUCGAUUCAAUCUGGGUGAACUACAGCUGCAGUUUCGAUUGGCAUUUGAUCCAGUUGAAGUUCGCCAAAAACCUUUAAACGACAAGGAAAACUUAUCCAUCAACCCGAGGAAUAAACCGGAGAUGGUUCAGACGCUGGUCAAAAGUUCUUUACCGGUUGUUAUGCCGGCUGAUGUUCAUGACGGGAAACCACUGAGCGUGGAAGGUGUUCCGGUUCCACUGCACCAGGGUAGACCGAAAUCUGUCAAAACAUUUCGUUCCCUGGAUAACGGUUCUCGAAACACCAUUCUCAACUAUCUGUCCGGCAAGCGCCUGUCGGGUUCCGAAGAUGAGGAAGCUCUAAGCGAAAUUUGUUCCGUUUCGCCGGCGGAGAGUAUGCUGGAAGCGCUGGCCAAGUAUGAUAGCGCUCCGAAGGCACGAAAGGACGACUAUCUGCGAGCGGUGGAUUCCGUUCGGAUGGCCGUCGAAUGUUUGCGGUUUACUAAGGCCGGACUGAAGGAAAUCGUUCAUCGAUCUAAGGCGGGUGGCUUCCAGCUGGGAGAAGUCGGGGUAAUGAUUAAGGUGAGGAUAAGCCCCGGAUCGGUGUGUAGUUCCAAGAUUCGGUUUGGCCCGGUUCCGAUCGGAGAAGCUGGGGAGAUCGCUAUCGAUGGGAAAGCGAAUGCCAAGAUUGUCCUCCCUAAGAACUAUAGAACGAUGCAGUUUGAGUUUAUGGUGUAUCUGAGUAUGGCACCAGCAUUCCAUCGAAGGGCGACAGUUGGAAAACAGAUUUUCGUUGGAUCUUCAAUUGUUAAAAUGGAGGAGCUGAUCGAACAUCGACUAGCUUGUUACAAAAAAUGUCCUGUAAAUUUGUCGUCCGAUGAUAUUCUGUUGGGGAGUUUGACUGUAAGAUUAGAACUCGGGGCCCGAAAUAUUCAUUUCGGUCCGGAGUUAAUCGAUGCAUUUAUGUUAGAUAAGGAGAAUGUGACGAUAAGCAGUAGCAGUAGCUCAUCGAGUGAAAGCGACCUGCCAGAAACCGUCUGUUGGGAAUUUAAAUCCGUUGAACCGAAAUGUUCCCGGGUGAUUCACGAAUGUCGAAGCCAUCAUUGUCAUCGACCGUUGGUUUGCAGCCAAGGAGACCAAAGCCCAAGUGGAUCGGUUCCGAACAAACAGAACUCGACCCAAGAGACCCAAUCCAAUCAAGGUACUUCAGGAUCUCAAGCCAAUGCGGAUUUGGAUCAGAACCCAUCAAAAGAUAAGGGUCCUAAAGCGAUGGAUACAACGGAAAAUUCCUCGGAUCAGAACAAACCUUUGCUUUACGGAAUGCUGCAUUUGGGACAUCUUAAGGAAGCUCCAGCUCUCGAGGAUGGCGGAUAUUUUCUUGUAGCUCACGGUUUUUGGUCCGACUCCGAAAAUCCAGCGUUGACAACCGAGAUGGGGAAAAAUGGAGAAAGCUUCAACUAUCUUCUCACUUUCCCGGUUUUCCCGAACAAUCGAUUCUUGGAACGGACACGUAAUCAGCACAUGUUAGUCGAACUUUGGCAAAAAUCUCCUGGAGCUGCAGAGAAACUAAUUGGGGUAACUCGCUUGCCUUUGCAUCAGUUCUACAUCGCCUUCCGAGAUGCACAACUGGCUGACCAUCUUUCCCGCGCGAAACUUCCAGUGAUCUCCAUCGAUGGUUGGAGUGGAAUCGGAUCUCCUCUAGCGGGUGAUUCUUGUGGCCAGCUACAAGCUGUGCUAGCUAUUGGUACAGAAAAUCAAAUCGAAUACUUCAAGUUGUCCCGCAAUUUGACGCACACAUCUGGCGAUGCUCCGGUUCCAUUUAACAGACCUAACGUUCCACGUCCUCCUACGUCAGAUUCACCACCAAAUCAAACGCUUAUCACGCCAUCGACGGCCAUUUCGCUACAACGCGCCUUCGAAGACUAUCGCCCGAUCAAUACCACCAAUUCCAACAACAACCCAUCGGGCAAGCAACAAUCCGAAGUGGCCAACAUGUUGUCUGCUUUCAUUGAAAAUCUUGCCCAACGUUUGCCAAUCUCAUCGGAGCGAAGUACCGCCCCAUGUCUGGACAAAAAUUCCGCGGACCCCUUAAUUCAAAUCCUCUCCUCGUCGCCACAUUCGCAGGCCAACUACCCACAGCUGAGAAAGACUUCCGACUUGCUGGAAAACCUCCAAAAGGCCCUCCUGCAACAACCAAACGCACAACUGUCCAAUCUCCUAAGCACUGAGCCUCAACCUCAGUCCCAAAAUCAGGCCCCAAGCCAGAAGGAAGCUACUCCAUCGGCCAACGAUGAAUCCAUCUUGCAAACCAAACCAACAUCGUCAUCCGUUGCAGAAGAAAAACUAUUCUCAGUUUCAAUAGAAAUCGAACAGGCAGUCAAUCUACCGAAGUUAAAGGUCAGCAAGAAGUUCAAUAAACGCAACAAAAAUCGAAACAGUCCCCAGCAGCAGCAAGCAAAUCGGCAGGAAGUGGAACCCAGCGCCUAUGUUACCUUCGAGGGAUUCAAUUUGCAACCGGGAACUCCGAGCACCGUAAAAUCGCACGAGGGUAUCGUUUACACGACACCAGUUAUCGAGGUUAGCUCCAAUCCCCGCUGGGAGAAGAAGUUCGACGUUAAGCUGCCCGUUGAGCUGAUGACGAAUGACGAAAAGCUCUUCAUCUUGAAGGUGUGGCGUAAGCCGGUCAACAACGGAGCCGAUGUGGCCUCGAACAAGAGUCGGCAGCAGCCGGCACCGAUGGAAGAUGCCGUCAUCGGUUUCACCUCCAUCGAUCUGAGUGUGUUCCUUAACGGGUUGCCGAACAUCAUGGGCUGGUACAACAUCAUGGACUUUUCGGGCCGCUGUAACGGACAAGUGAUGGUGAAAAUUCAACCCAAGGAAGACGUUACAGUUUAUAAGCAGCACUUGGACGAAACUAGCAACUUUCAAAUUCCUCUUUCGAUCGAUGUGGACUGUGUAGGAUUGGAUGCUGGAAAUACUUCAUUGAGUCGUGCUUUGAAACGGAAGUUCACGGAGCUGGAACAAAUUUCUCAACGUCUGAAGGCACGCUUGUUCGAUGUAACUGGAGAUGAGAACAUCGAUCCGGAUGACGAAUUUGAGAAAGAUUUGAAUACCGAAGCUGACGAAGGUGAUGAUGACGAUUGGGUUGAUCCCUUGGAAGACACUUCGAAUCAGAAACGCAACAGCCAAUAUCCUAAUGGUGCUCUGACACUGACCACAAACACGUCAUCCUACAGUAUGUCCUGCGAUCGUCCGGCCGCUGGCGAUCGUAGUCUAACGGGAUGUUCGGAUCGCAGCACGGCCGCCCCUUUAUCGGAAGAAUCCAAUACCAUAGCUGAAGUUCAGCAGCAGUUGGAAAACCUACUUAAAACGCACGACCUCGAUACGCUCAUCAAUCCAAACAUUCUACGCAGUCUGAUCAAUCCUGCUGUGUUGUCUACUUCGGAAUCUACUCCAAUGAGCAAUCCCUAUGCCAAUCUACCGGAAAGUGAAUCAUCUGGAGGCACUAGCGUCGACGCAGAAAUGAGCGAAGACUCGCAAGCUUGUGCUUCCGCUGCUUCGGACAAGGUCAAGCUCAUUUCCAGUGCCCUUCAGCGAGCCACAAUUUCAGACGAGGCUGGUGAAAAAUCGAAUUCCGAUAACAACAAACUGGACGAAGCAGCGGCUCGGGAACCGAAACAGCGAGAAGCACCCGAAGGAGAACCGAUGAAGGACACUAAUAAGUAAGUUUUAUCUUUACAUAAAUUUUAUCGCAUCUACGCACCACUAUUUUAUUCGAGUUUGUAUACAUUUUGCCCCCCAACGGCGAAAAUGGAUACCAUUUAGAUUUAAGCUCAAUCACAAAGUAUAAAUAAUGACUACGCUGUUCGAAAUUACUACAUAUAACGCUGGCCAAUUAGCGAGACAUCCUACAAAAAAUAAAUUCAGACACAAUUAACUACAGAAAUACGUACACUUGGACCUAAGCUAGACACAAGAAACAGAUUGAUUAGGGAAAGUGCUUAGACAUUUUAGAAACGAUCCCGACAAGAGGAGUGAUAUAUAGUAUUUGCUGAUAUUUUUUACGUAUGACUAUCUCAAAAAUCCAAUAAAAAGCCGUUUUUGUCCCAAGCUUA
Molecule: messenger RNA, 4809 nt
Organism: Uranotaenia lowii
Lineage: Eukaryota; Metazoa; Arthropoda; Insecta; Diptera; Culicidae
Exons: 5
Coding region: 164-4420 (1418 amino acids)
Biological process (GO): centriole elongation; cilium assembly
Cellular component (GO): centriolar satellite; centriole
Source: RefSeq, a predicted model, not a curated record